UCCUUUUGAAUUUUAAUUUUUUUUAUCUAGUGAGAACUAUUUUGAAAAAUAUAAUUUAUAAUAAAAAAUGUUGAAUUUAAAAAAAAUAUUAAUUCUAUUUUUUACAUUAUUUAUUGUUUUUGAAAAUGCUACCAGUGAAAGAAAAACUGAGAUGAAAAAAUUAAUGCUAGAAUACAAUGCAGCAAUCAUGAAAGAAUGGCAGAAGGUAGAUGCAGUAUGCAGAGACCAAUCAGGAUUUAAUUUUACCUUUGAUAAUCAGUUAACUUUAGUUGAACAAAUUAAAAAAGGAUCUGAAUCGGCAAUAUGUUUUGGUGAAUGUGCCCUAAUUGAAUUUGGAAUUAUUGAAGAUGAAAGUCAUAUCAAUCCUGUAAAAUUAUUAAAAAUGAUACCUAGUAACUGGAGAAAUGGUGAUUUUAAGGAUAAAAUUGAUUUAUUAAUGGACAAAUGUGAUCUCAAAACUGAAAAAGACAAAAGUUGUUCACUAGGUUCCACAACUAUUAACUGUUUAACUACCUUUUCUGAAAUUAUUGAAACAAUGCCAAUGGCAAACAUAACAAAAUUAAUCCAAGGAUUUAUGAACGCAGAUAAAAUAAAUAAGUGAAGAGUAAUAUGUAGUUUUUUUUAAUUAUAGUGAUAAAUUAUUCCAAAAAAUCUGUGAG
Chrysoperla carnea is the source of this 659-nucleotide messenger RNA. RefSeq lists its product as uncharacterized. The coding region runs from base 68 to 601 and encodes 177 amino acids. The record is from RefSeq and is a predicted model, not a curated record. Lineage: Eukaryota; Metazoa; Arthropoda; Insecta; Neuroptera; Chrysopidae. The transcript has 6 exons. Gene Ontology annotation, molecular function: odorant binding.